Pseudomyrmex gracilis is the source of this 5862-nucleotide messenger RNA. RefSeq names its product vitellogenin receptor (gene yl). The coding region runs from base 227 to 5509 and encodes 1760 amino acids. Lineage: Eukaryota; Metazoa; Arthropoda; Insecta; Hymenoptera; Formicidae. The transcript has 32 exons. The record is from RefSeq and is a predicted model, not a curated record. Gene Ontology annotation, molecular function: calcium ion binding; protein binding.
AUCACGCCCCGAGCUGUCUGUUUACGCAAUAUCCUGAGAACUUCUCUGUUUUCGUCAGCGACCUUCCGUCUUGCUGACAUGUUGUAUAUAAAGAUCUAUAUCAUCGCUUUGAACUUAACGUUUCUGAAUCAUUCUGUACUGUGCCACGAUCGGAGCAACACGUCUUUUCUUCCUGAAACAUACGAAUAUCUGUGUUAUAUGUAUAUGAGUAUUUUCAUUCACCACUAUGCCUCAUAAUGCGGGCUCGUUGUUUAUGUCCAGCUUCUUACUUUCUUUUCUUCUUAAAGAUACGUCGCUCUAUGUAGCUACGCUACAAGAAGAAUCCAAUGCCGGUGCUUUUGAAUGCGUGAACACCAAAGUUGUGUCGUAUUUGACCGUAUGCGAUGGAAAAGACGACUGUGGCGAUAAUUCGGAUGAAACAAAUUGCACCUAUACCAUGACCUCGAAGCUUCUUCCUCUCCACUGUUCGUACACAAAUAUAACUUAUAUGUGCAAACACGCGAAUACGUGUAUACCACAGGAAAAAUUUUGCGACUCAGUAGAAGAUUGUCCGGACGGAAGCGACGAAUACAAAGAUUGCACGCACGAUUUACAGUGUAACAAUAAAUAUAAGUGCAAUGACGGACAUUGCAUACGAAAGAACUGGGUUUGCGACGGCAUAAGAGAUUGUCCCGACGGUUCCGACGAGUUAUGUGAGAUUUCGAAAAGAUCCGCAAAACAAUGUAUACCUGCAAAUAAUAUGUAUUUGUGUCAAAACAAACGAUGCAUCUUUCUUGACAUGGUGUGCGAUAACGUGGAUGAUUGCGGAGACCUUUCGGACGAAGGUGGUAAUUGUAAAUCAUCGUGUUCGAAUAAUUGCGAGCAUAAAUGUAAGAGUACGCCUACAAAAUCUGUGUGCACCUGUCCGACAGGUUUCAAAUUGAGCAAUGAAACUUCAUGCGAAGAUAUCAACGAAUGCGAGACUUUCGGAAUAUGCGAUCAGUUGUGCGAGAACACGAAAGGGUCGUACAAAUGUUCCUGCAAACAAGAUUACAGAUUGCAGAGUGACAAGAAAACCUGUCAUGCAGCAGGUAGCGGUGAAGCUAUACUGUACUUCACAGAUAUAAAACAAAUUCGCGGAAUAUUUCUGAAAUCGAGAGAAAAUUUUUUAGAGCACGAAAUACAACGUAGUCGUUUUAUCACGAGCAUGGCUAUGAACAAAGAUUAUAUAUAUUGGAGUAAUAAACGGAUCAUCUACUUAAGUGACUCGAAAACAGUUCAUGAUGUAAAAAUGGUUACAAUAGGCCUGAAAAAUAUACAAAGCAUGGCUGCGGAUUGGAUUACGGGCAAUUUAUAUAUCGCAGAUUGGUAUUUUGUCGCGGUUUGCACUUAUAAUGGCUCUUAUUGCAAAGAAUUAUUGACUAUCACAAAUGGACAACCAAUAGCACUAGCUCUAUCACCACCCAACGGAAUAAUGUUUGUGAGUUGCACGGUUCAUCAAUACCAGAUAGCAUUAUCCACAUUCAUAAUAAAGGCGGAUAUGGAUGGAACGAAUAGCAAGCCAUUCGUUAUUUCAGACGUAGGAUAUUCUGCUGAGAUAACCGUUGAUCACGGAACAGAUCGAGUAUAUUGGGUUGAUACGAAAUUAUUUAAGAUCGAGUCUAUACGUUUAGACGGCACCGAUCGAAGAGUGUUGAAAGAAAACUUGUUGGCGGGUCCAGUUUCCAUAAGUGUUUUCGAAAAUUACGUAUACUGGAGUAGUAACUUAACUCAAGACAUAGAAUAUUGUAAUAAGUUUAACGGGAAAGACUGGAAGACGUUAUAUCGCGCAAACGAUCUACCUCGUAACCUUUAUAUUUCUCAUUUAGCUGCAAAACCUAAGAUACAAAAUCCAUGUGAGCAACAUCCGUGUCCCGAGUUGUGUCUGUUGAAUUCGAAUAAGAACUACACAUGCGAUUGUACUUCUCAGAAAAAAUUUGUCGGCAACAUGUGUUUAGAAUCGACGGAAGUGGAAAAUGUGAUUGCCAUCUGUGAGGAACACUUCGUACAUUAUUAUAACGGAAUGAUAGGAGAAGAAAACAUAAUUUCUAUGGAUGACUUUGCGCUGAUCAAGGAAGCAACUUGCGACCCACUAACUGGUAACAUAAUUGCGUUCGACAAUUCUUUCUUGAAAAUCAUUUGUUACAAUCCUCAUACUGGCAAUAUUACUGAUUUAUUGCCGUUCAAGGGCUUAAUACAAGGAAUGACAGUUGAUCAUAUCGGUAAUAAUUUAAUAAUAUCUCACGAAGAAAAGCGCACUAUUGAGGUGAUCAGCAUGACAACUUGGAAGAAAACGGUCUUUUACUUUAAGGAUAUUCCCAAGUCUGUUGCGGUAGUGCCUGAACUAGGCUGGAUGUUCGUGGUUUUCACGAUGCGGAACGACGGUUCCUAUAAUAGUUCUUAUAUAGAAAGAGUGCGUAUAAACAAUAUCUACAUGAGAACGAGAUUUAUAUCCGGAGGUUUCGUGGGUGACCAUCGGAUAUCAUUGUUCUACGACAGAUACACAAGUAGACUUUUUGUGGGCGACUAUUUGUUCGGUCGUAUCUCAUCGUACAGCGUUAAAGAAAUCAUCCAUAGCAACAUAGGAAAUUAUUAUUAUGUUGGACCUGAGAGAUUGAUAAGCAUUGCUGUCACCAAAGAUAAAGUUUACUGGACCGAAAAGAAUGCAAAUGAGUUAUACUGGACAUGGAAAAGUAACGUAAUAACAUCGUCGCAUUCUAUUCUUAAGAAUGUCGCGCUUAUAUUACCUGUAAGACGGUUAUUACCGCUCGUGACUGUUCAGUUCCAAAUUCAAGAUAUCUCCAAAAUCGGUUGUCGCGACAAUAAUGGUAAUUGUUCACACGUGUGCUUGCCUACUUCAAUUAGCACAUAUAUUUGCGCUUGUCCACCUGGAAUGAUGCUAAGCGCAAACAACCAUACGUGUGAGAUACUAUCCAUAUGUCGGGAUGGUGAAGUUAAAUGCAUCGAGCACAAUAUUUGCAUAAAGCACGAACAAUGGUGCAACGGCGUCCCGGAUUGUCCGAGUAAUGAAGACGAGGCGCACAAUUGCGAGCAAAGCGACAACACUUGCGCGCACGGUCAGUUUAAGUGCAAGAACGGCGAAUGCGUAAGCUUGAAGAGUCGUUGCAACUCCCAAUUUGAUUGUCAUGAUAAGUCGGAUGAAGAGGACUGUGUCUUUCCAAAGAAGUGCCGGCAUAACCAAUUUCGAUGCAUGGACGACAGCAAGUGCAUACCUGAAAUAUUCGUAUGCAACGGCCGGGAAGACUGUGACGAUGUCUCCGAUGAGGCAGGUUGUGGUGAUAAAACUUGUUCUACGGACGAGUUUAGAUGUAAAUCCGGACAGUGUAUUCGAAAAGUAUGGGAAUGCGACAGCGAGGCGGAUUGCCAGGACGAAUCAGACGAACAUGAUGAUUGCACCUCUCCGACAAAAUGCGCGGAAAAGAAAAUGUUCUUCUGCGCCAACGGUCAUUGCAUAUCCCAAUUAAUGAGGUGUAACGACAUGGACGAUUGCGGCGAUAACACCGACGAAAUGUUUUGUACUAACCAGACGUAUACUCGUCACACCGAUAACGAGUGCUACCUCGAUGAAUAUCAGUGCAACAACACCAAUAUAUGUAUAUCACGAGUUGUAUUAUGCGAUGGCGUUAGAAACUGUCCGCAAGGCGAUGACGAAAACAGUUGCACGAAGUGCUACGCAGAUGAAUUCACCUGUCGCAACGGAGAGUGCAUUGAGAAAGAGUUCGCAUGCGACGGCGAAGCCGAUUGCAUGGAUGGAUCGGAUGAAGAGAACUGCUUCGGCAAUGGCGGUAACGUAACAUCCGAAUGUGAAGAAUACGCGUGUUCUGACGGCGUUUGUAUACAGUUCGUACAAGUGUGCGACAAUCUGGCGCACUGCCACGACGGUAGUGAUGAAAACGGAGGAUGCGCAAACGCCUGCACGUUGCUCGGCAAUGUUACCUGCGAACACACAUGUUACAAAGCGCCGAACGGCGGGAUUUGCCGUUGUAACAAAGGAUACUACUUAGCUAACGACAAAAUGUCCUGCACAGACAUAAACGAGUGCGAUCACAACGUUUGUCAGCAGACUUGCCACAACACUGUAGGCUCCUAUGAUUGCUCGUGCUAUGAUGGUUACACCCUUCGUCCUGACAAUCUUGGUUGCAGAGCUCUCGGAUCGCCAAUGAAAUAUAUCUUCGCCACUUCUACCGGUAUCAAGAAGCUGUCGAUAAGUUUCGCCUUCGUUGACAUGCUCCACGAGGACACGACUGUGUCACGAGUCGACGUGAACGAUAUCACCGGCAAUAUUUACUGGACUAGCGACUAUUAUAAUACUAUCAACAAACUCGACGUUACAACUAAAACCAUCUUUACCAUUGAGGAUUUUUAUCCAAUAUCGCUCGCGGUCGAUUCAAUUUCUGACAAUGUCUACGUCAGUAACGGAAAUAAUAUUAAGGUAUGCAACAUUGAGCAAAAGAAAUGUGUGACACUGAUAAGAACAAAAAAGGGCGAGAGAAUAGUAAAAGUCUUAGUCGACGGGCACAACAGAAAUCUAUAUUGGAUUGCGCACAAAGGCGUGAGUGAAAUAUUACGAUCGGAUAUGAUGGGAAACAAUAAAAAGAUCAUUGUCCAAGACACAGGCAUUGCGAAUGCGCUAGCGAUUGAUUUUACAAAAUCAAGAUUGUACUGGUUGAGAAUUUCGCAGAAGAUAAUUGAAUCAUCCGAUUUGGAUGGACAUAACCGCAAAACGCUCUUAUUUCUUAAGGAACCUAUCUUUGAGAUGCAUAUUUUUGAAAACGAGUUGUAUUCGUUCUUGAAUGGCUACAUGACAAGAUGCAAAUUGUACGGCAACAAAGCGUGUCAUCAUAUUCGCAUAGAGGCGACCAAAGACGGAAAUGAUUUCGUCAUCGAACAUAUUUCUAAACUUCCAUAUAACUCGGUGAUGACGUCUCUUGGUGAGAAUCCUUGCAAGAAGCUGAAUUGCACUUUUAUGUGUGUUGUGAAAACUCACCCCACAUGCAUUUGCGAAGAUGGCACAUCGGUAGAAGUCAAUGAAUCCUGCACAGGUAGCAAAGAAAAGAGAAAGAAGACGGAUGACUACAGAGGCAUUAUUGUCCUAUCAAUAUUAGGCGCAAUGCUUGUUACAGGUCUACUUUAUUAUUGUUAUCGAAAAAAAUUGUUAAACUGCUGGAGAAGAAUUAAAACCGAUAAUACAGUGCUUUCCUUCCGUAAUCUAUUGUACGAUCAAAAUACGGACGGUCUGUUCGAUUCAGCCGAAACUGUUGCAAUUUCAAGUGUAUCUUCAAACUCGAGUCUGAAAAACUGUACAGACAAAUUUUCUAAAAAGCACGAGUAUGUAAAUCCUCUUACCAGUGAAGUACUACAGCCACGACCUAGAAGAAAAUGCACAAAAACAGAACGAACAGAAUCAAUGGACUCGGAAGAGACUGAAGAAAUGAGCAAAACUCAUAUCUUAAUUAAUAUCGAGCAAUAAUAUGAUCAUAAUUUUACUUAUGUGCAAGUUUUUGGGCUAACAAUUUAGUAUAGAUAGAUAGAUAGAUAAGCUAAAAGCAGGGGGCUUGUGAGUGCCUUUUGUCACCUAGAUCUAUAAGAUCCUCUGCAACUCCCGCCAGUAGUUUAUCGUCCAGGCUGUUUUAGCCCGGCAUUUGCUGCCAGGCUACACAGGUGGCCGAUAUUGUGUAUUUUCAGGUCUUCGGGGUCCACGAACAUGGAGCCCAGAGAUCUGAACCUCUUGAGUACUAGAGACGGGUAGCGACACAGUAUGUGCACGCUGUCCUCCCUUUCCUCACCGCAAAAUCUACACCUACUCUCCUUGACUAGGCCUAA